Molecule: messenger RNA, 3363 nt
Organism: Aspergillus chevalieri
Lineage: Eukaryota; Fungi; Ascomycota; Eurotiomycetes; Eurotiales; Aspergillaceae
Product: putative mRNA splicing factor RNA helicase (Cdc28)
Exons: 1
Coding region: 1-3363 (1120 amino acids)
Cellular component (GO): catalytic step 2 spliceosome; intracellular anatomical structure
Molecular function (GO): ATP binding; RNA binding
Source: RefSeq, a predicted model, not a curated record
AUGGACCACAGGACCUUCAUCUCAGACACCCUCCUCCGCCUAACGGGCGCCUCAGAACCCACAAUCAUCGACUUCGUACUCGCGACAGCAUCCUCCGCCAAAUCCGCCCCCUCAUUACAAGACAAACUCGUCCCGUUCCUCGACGGAAGCCCCGACGACGUCGGCGCGUUCUGUCGCGAGUUGUUUGCGCGGACGAACCCCGUUUCUUCGAAGAGUGCGGUACCACCAGCGGCGAAGGAGAAGGAUGUUUCGUCGAAGAAGAAAUAUAGGCUUGUGGAUAUGGGUGAGGAUAUGGCCGAUUCGGGGUCGUUGGGACCAGUAAAUGUUGAAGCUGAUCGGGAGAGGGAGAGACGGAGGAGGAGGGAGAAAGAGCGUCGGAGUCGGGAGAAGGAGGAUAGGGAUGAAGGACGGAGUGGGGGUCGGUGGGAGAAAGAUGAGAGUCGGAAACGUGAGCGCAGUCGAGAGGACGGGCGAGAUCGCCGGUCCAAGAAACUGCGCAGACGGGAUGUGGAUGAUAUUGAGGCUCGUUGGGGUGAUGAGGAGAUUCCCGAGGAGCUGUAUGAGGAAGAGGCUGAGGAAUUUGAGGAGUCGCCUGCGAAGCGUACACGGUUGGAGGACGGGUCUGCGUCGCCUCGAUCCAAUGCGUCCACGGAUUUGGACCCUCAGGCGAAGCAGGAGAUGCAGCGGCAGCGAGAUUUGCAAGAACGUGAUGAAUUUGCGAAACGUCUGGCUAGUAAGGAUGAUAGUAAAUCCAAGAAGAUUGUCGAAGAUCGGACGAGAUCUGGUGAGGCGGCGCGUCGUCGUGCUUUGGCUGAUGAUGCUUCUUCGAGAGCGGCCGCGAUGCCGGAGCUGAGAAUGCGGUCGCGACAGGAAUACUUGAAGAAGCGUGAGACUGAACGACUGGCGCUGCUGCGGAGGCAAGUCGCGGAGGAAACGCAAGAACUACGAGAGAACCCGAGUUUGACGCGCAAGGAGAAGGAAGAAUUCGCCAGGAACCGCGAAGUGCUCCAAAUUGCCGAGGAACGGUUACGAAUUGAUGACUACCGCGAUGGCUACAUGAUGCCAGAAGACUACAUUACGGAGAAGGGCAAGAUCGACCGCAAGAAGAAGGAAGAUGCACUGUACAGGCGCUACGUCGACCGCGAUGAAAUGGGCCAUGAGCGGUUCGUUACGGAACAUGAAGAGUGGGAGAUGGAGCAGACGGCCAAGGCGAAGGCGCAGAUCAAGAAGCCCGAAUUCGUCGAUGAAGGAAACUACGAAUACGUCUUUGAUGAUACUCAGCAGAUCAAUUUCGUCGCAGAUACCAAGCUCGAGGGCACUAGGAAGCCCAUGACAGGAGAGGAGCGGAUGCUCCAGGAGAAGCUUAACGCCGCGGAGCAGAAAGCGGCGUCAAUUGAAGAGACACGAAAGAGUCUCCCUAUCUAUCAGUUCCGAGAUCAGAUUAUCCAGGCUGUUCAAGAUCAUCAGGUUCUCAUUAUCGUCGGAGAGACUGGUUCCGGAAAGACGACCCAGAUCCCGCAGUAUCUGCACGAGGCCGGGUAUACGAAGAACGGGAUGAAGGUUGGCUGCACGCAGCCGCGGCGAGUGGCCGCGAUGAGUGUUGCAUCGCGUGUGGCGGAGGAAAUGGGUGUGAAAAUAGGAAACGAGGUUGGCUAUGCUAUCCGGUUCGAGGAUAACACCAGCGAUAAGACGACCCUCAAGUAUAUGACGGAUGGUAUGCUUCUGCGGGAGCUGCUCACGGAACCGGACCUUGGUCAGUACUCCGCGCUGAUGAUUGAUGAGGCGCACGAGCGGACAGUCCCGACAGAUAUUGCCUGCGGUCUGUUGAAGGAUAUCGCCAAAGCGCGCCCUGACCUGAGACUUCUCAUCUCGUCUGCGACAAUGGAUGCGCAGAAGUUUCAAAAAUACUUUGACGAUGCGCCCAUCUUCAACAUCCCCGGACGACGGUAUCCCGUCGACAUCCACUACACGUCGCAACCGGAAGCGAACUUCUUGGCCGCGGCUAUCACAACCGUGUUCCAGAUUCACGUCACCCAGGGGCCUGGUGAUGUCCUGGUGUUCCUGACGGGUCAAGAAGAGAUCGAAGCCGCUGAGCAGAGUUUAUCAGAGACAGCGCGGAAACUAGGGAGUAAAAUACCCGAGAUGAUCAUCUGUCCAAUCUAUGCAAAUUUGCCGUCCGAGCUGCAGACGAAGAUCUUCGAGCCGACUCCGCCGGGGGCGCGGAAGGUCGUGCUAGCCACGAACAUUGCGGAGACGAGUUUGACGAUUGAUGGUAUUGUUUACGUUAUCGAUCCGGGUUUCGUGAAGGAGAAUGUGUUCAACCCUCGGACAGGUAUGGAGAGUCUGGUGGUGGCGCCGUGUUCGCGGGCAUCUGCCAACCAGAGAGCCGGUCGUGCCGGUCGUGUUGGACCAGGAAAGUGCUUCCGCUUGUAUACCAAGUGGGCAUACUAUAACGAACUGGAAGAGAGCACGACGCCCGAAAUCCAGCGGACAAACCUGAGCAGCGUAAUUCUGAUGCUUAAGUCGCUCGGUAUUGACCAGCUGCUAGACUUCGAUUUCAUGGACCCUCCACCAGCAGAGACCAUCAUCCGCGCACUGGAACAACUCUACGCACUGGGUGCCCUGAACGAUCGCGGCGAGUUGACAAAGAUCGGGCGCCAAAUGGCCGAAUUCCCCACCGACCCGAUGCUAGCCAAAGCAAUUCUCGCCGCAGACCAAUACGGCUGCGUCGAAGAAGUCCUCUCCAUCGUCUCGAUGCUCGGCGAAGGCAGCGCGCUCUUCUUCCGCCCCAAGGACAAGAAAAUCCACGCCGAUAGCGCGCGCAACCGCUUCACCAUCAAGGACGGCGGCGACCACCUCACCCUCCUCAACGUGUGGAACCAAUGGGUCGACAGCGACUUCAGCUACGUCUGGGCGCGCGAGAACUUCCUGCAACAACGGUCCCUUACACGCGCGCGCGAUGUACGUGACCAACUCGCCAAACUAUGCGACCGUGUCGAAGUUACUGUCAGUACCUGCGGAGCAUCCAACAUCAUGCCCAUACAGAAGGCCAUUACCGCUGGAUUCUUCCCGAACGCAGCAAGAUUGCAGCGUGGAGGCGAUAGCUACCGGACUGUCAAGAACGGACAGACGGUAUAUCUGCAUCCUAGCAGUACGCUGUUCGAGGUGAACCCAAGAUGGGUUAUUUACUUCGAGCUGGUGUUGACGAGUAAGGAGUAUAUGAGGAGUAACAUGCCUUUGCAAGCAGAGUGGCUGGUGGAGGUUGCGCCGCAUUAUUAUAAGAAGAAGGAUUUGGAGACACUCGGAGUUGAGAAGAAGGUUCCUAAAGGGCAAGGGGCAGCUGGAGAAAAGAGUCGCAUGUAA